Messenger RNA from Anopheles moucheti, 1027 nucleotides. RefSeq names its product splicing regulator SDE2. The transcript has 2 exons. The coding region runs from base 127 to 897 and encodes 256 amino acids. The record is from RefSeq and is a predicted model, not a curated record. Gene Ontology annotation, cellular component: nucleus. NCBI's taxonomy places the organism in Eukaryota, Metazoa, Arthropoda, Insecta, Diptera, Culicidae.
UAUAUACACCGCUGCACUCCGAUUUGGUUUGAUGGAUUGACUGAACAACAGCAAAUCGCUACGCAGUAUUGACAGUUGCGGAUCUACAAUUGUAGUUUAUACAUAUUAAUUACAACACAGAACAACAUGAUUUCUCUUAUUUACGGUGGUGAGGUUUUGGAAGUGGCAGCCGGAAGUAAAUUUGCGUGUAAUAUCCCGCAGACAAUUCAGCAUUGGACGGGCCUAGAACCGUCGGAUUAUUAUUGUACCCAGAAUGGACGCCGUAUUGCAGUGCUUGCAAGUGACAACGUUCGUCCGAAUGUUCCGCUUCGCGUCUGGGAGCGGUUACCAGGUGGUAAAGGUGGUUUCGGAUCGAUGCUGCGGGCCAUCGGUGCACAGAUUGAGAAAACGACCAACCGGGAGGCCUGCCGGGAUCUGAGCGGACGUCGACUGCGUGAUAUAAACGAGGAGAAGCGGCUGAAAGCGUACCUGGAGAAGCAGGAGGAAGCGGGCGAUGAUGAGCGUGUAAAGACGGAGCGGAAGAUAACGAAGCUGCUGUCCAAGCCGAAGCACGAGUUCCAGGACAGGGAGUACGAGCACGCAAGGAGUGAGUUAGUUGUGGCGGCUGACGAAGCGAUACAGGAGGGUAUGGAGAAGGUCAUCUCGCUCGAGAUGGCACAAACCGAGCCGGAACAUGUACAUAGCGCAACCACAAGCGAAAAACUGGCGACCACUUCACAGCUUGCGGAGUCCACAAGGAAACGGAAACAUGCCCAAGCCGACGGAAAGGUGCAAGCGAAGAAGGGUGCAUCGAACAUGUGGCUCUGUCCAGAUGAGCUAAGCUCUUCCAGUGAUACGGAUGAAGAUACAGACAGUGAAGACAACGAAUUAACUGCAGGAACACUGGUUGCCAAAUAAUGUACAUUUUACAGUGCUGCUCAUGAACAUAUGAGACAUCAUUGUUGAGUGCACAAUUCUUUUAAUAUUUUUUUUUUAUUUUUCCGGUGCAUUUCAAACCUCACCGUGCACGUAAAUCAGUAUGUUUGAA